Messenger RNA from Erythranthe guttata (spotted monkey flower), 864 nucleotides. Its product is annotated as bZIP transcription factor 44. The record is from RefSeq and is a predicted model, not a curated record. NCBI's taxonomy places the organism in Eukaryota, Viridiplantae, Streptophyta, Magnoliopsida, Lamiales, Phrymaceae. Gene Ontology annotation, biological process: positive regulation of DNA-templated transcription. Gene Ontology annotation, molecular function: transcription cis-regulatory region binding; DNA-binding transcription factor activity. Gene Ontology annotation, cellular component: nucleus.
UAAAUAAUUAAUUAUUUAUUUUUAUUAUAUUAAAUCUUAAUUACUACUAUAUAUAUUUAUAUUAAUAAAAUCUCAAUUAAGUAUAUAUAUAUAUAUAUAUAUGGAUUCAUCAAGUGGGAUAUCGUCGAAUUCAUCGUCCGGGCUACAGAAUUCGGGUUCCGAAGGAGAUCUACUGGAUCAACGGAAGAGAAAAAGGAUGAUUUCAAACAGGGAGUCGGCUCGGCGGAGCCGGCUCAGGAAACAGAAGCAUCUCGACGGCUUGAUGGCUCAGGUGGCUCACCUCAGGAAGGAGAAUCACCACAUGCUCACCGCCUUGAAUCUUACCGCUCACCACUAUGUGGGGGUUGAAUCCGAGAACACUAUUUUGAGAGCUCAGGCGGCUGAGCUGACAAGCCGGCUCCACUCGCUGAACGAGAUUGUCAGCUUCUUGUGCGCCGGGAACAACGACGGCUUCCCGAGUGAGGAGGAGCCGGUUUAUGGAAUGGACUAUGGUUGGAAUUGGAAUUGUUCGAGCCAGCCGAUUAUUAUGACGGCGGCGGCGGCUUCAGCUGAUGCUGGGUUUCUGUAUUGAUUGAUAUCUCCUAAUGAACCUUUUUAAGAAAUUAGUCUUAUAAUAAUCAAUUAAUUAAUUAAUGUGGUAUGGAGAUUAAUGAUUAUUACUAGCUGGAGUUGGGAAGAAAAAAAUUACUAGUAAUUAAUUAAUUAAUAAAAUAUGUAUUAGACUAUAUUAGGGUUCUUGUUAAAAAGAGGCAUAUAUUCCACACAACUGAAGUAUGGCUCUUCAAGAACUUUUGUAAUUUGUAAUUUGUAAUUUGCUUCCAAUUAUGCAAUAAUAGUUAUUUUAUUAUGGAUUUAAAAAUUUAU